UAUUACAGUAUUAUCAUUGGAUUGACUGUUAUAUCACAUUAUAAUUGAUAACAAAAUUUGUUUGAUUUUUAAUAAAUGAAUGAAUGACUGACUAUUUGAACGAUUGGUUCAAAUCAUUGAAUCAAUUAUUAGUUUUUGUGUUUACAUUACAACCAAAGCUCUUCAAAAAAAAGUGUUCAAAGACUGACUGACUGUUUGUGUCAUCACAUCAUUGGUUGGACUCAUUUGUGAACAGCUCUUCACAUAGUUGUAGCUCAAAGAAGAUCACUUAAGGCAACAGAAAAAAGAAGAAUUAGAAGGAAAAGACAGAUAACUAAAUCCGUUGACUGAAAACUCACAAGUUUUAGAAAACAUCAGUCAAAAUGUUGGAUCAGUUGCACAAAUCCAAGACAUUGCGCGUCCUGUUUAUGCUUUCAUUCUUCAUCAGCGGUCUUAUCAUUAAUUUUGUUCAGUUUUCUCUCUACAUAACUGUCAGAUAUUUUGAUCGCAAACUCUACCGUCGGCUUAACUAUUAUCUCGUGUACACUAUGUCUUCGCAAAUUGUGGCCAUAAGCGAGUGGUGGUCCGGUUCGAGGCUUCGCAUGUUUUUUGCCGACGAAGACAGUCUACGAUCACACGGAAAACAUCACGUGCUGUAUGUGAUGAACCAUCGCUACGAACUCGACUGGUUGUACGCGUGGAUGGUUUUGGACAAGUUUGAGAUACUCGGAAACGCUAAAUCUUUUGCAAAGAAGUCUCUUCGAUGGCUUCCCAUUAUUGGCUGGAAUUGGGUUUUGGAUGAGUUUAUAUUUCUUGACAGAGACUGGAAAAAAGAUCAACAAAAUUUGCCCAAAGCAUUGGAUCAGCUGAUGGCAUACGAGUCGCCAAUAUCACUAUUAUUGUUCUCCGAGGGCACCCGUUUCACUGAAUCCAAAUACGAGGCCAGUCUUGAGUUUGCUAAACAGCGAGGUUUACCGCAACUCAAGUAUCAUCUGUUACCGCGAACUAAAGGCUUUGCCUUUUGUAUUCGUCACAUCAAAAAACACUAUCCCGAUACUGUUAUAUAUGACAUUCAAUUGCGAUUUAGCGAUAAUGCCAAACAUUUGCCUACAUUUACAUCAAUAGUCAAAGGAAAGCAAUUGGUUGGAGAUUUUUACUUAAGGAAAGUACCGAUAAGUCAAGUGCCCACUGACUCGGAAGAUGAUAUCUCAAACUUUUUGUAUGAUUUCUAUCAAAAGAAGGAUAAUCUAAUGGAUUAUCACAAAGAAAAUGAUAAAUUUCCCGGAAUUCUAGUCGAUAAACCCCGAAGAAUAGUUCCACUCAUCAAUUGGAUGUCUUGGUUUGCCGUCGUUAUGAUCUCUUUGACAUAUAUUUUGUUUAACGUAUUUACGUCUGGAAAUCUAUAUCUAAUUAUUACAACAACUGUUAUUUUUGCAAUCGCAUUGGGAUCUGUUUAUGUGAUGAUUGGAUCGACAAAGAUUCAAAAGGGGUCGAAAUAUGGCAAUAAAGUUAAGUCCGGUGACGACAACCAUAAAGAUGUCGAUUCAAAGAAUUCAACUCAAAAUAAUAAUUUUGUCGAUAACUCGAGUUUAAGACAAAGAUUGAAUACCUCUGGCGAUGACUCAAAAAAUUGAUUCAAAAAAUAUUAAUUUAUAUUAUUGUUU
Messenger RNA from Oppia nitens, 1643 nucleotides. RefSeq names its product 1-acyl-sn-glycerol-3-phosphate acyltransferase delta-like. Gene Ontology annotation, cellular component: endomembrane system. Lineage: Eukaryota; Metazoa; Arthropoda; Arachnida; Sarcoptiformes; Oppiidae. The record is from RefSeq and is a predicted model, not a curated record. The transcript is spliced from 6 exons. Bases 363 to 1613 code for a protein of 416 amino acids. Gene Ontology annotation, molecular function: 1-acylglycerol-3-phosphate O-acyltransferase activity.